CCCUCCCCCCUCCCUCUCUCUCUCUCUCACACACACAGUCACACACAGACAUGUAAACAUAUGUUACUGUAUAAAUAAUGGUAUACUAAUAUAUAGUGUUCUCUGCUCAUUGUUCUGUUCGCCGUCCAUUCAUUUUUUAUUCUCUCUCUCCUUCUUCGAGUCUUCUUCAGAAUAACAAGAAAGAGAGAGAGAAAUCAUUUACUUCCAGAGUUUUUCGAUCGUUGUGAUAGAUUUUCACGGUCGGUUUCAUAUUUGUAACAUUUAGAUUCUUUUGUUCAUUAAUUUUGGCAAAUGUUGUGGUACUAUUAAUUGUUUGCAUUUGUGUUUGAAAGAGAUCUCAAGUUCAGUUUUUUUUCUUGUCAACUGUUUGAAAUUUGACCAAGAAAAGAGCUCACAAGCUCUUGUUUUUCUCGGCGACUCUUUCCGGCGAUCUCUCUCCGGUUAGCUUCGCUCCUUGCCGGUUAAGAUACAAAGAUUCGUGGGUUUGAUUUUUGCUUUGCUUAAACGCCAUUGAUUUUGUUUACAGAGGAAAGAAAAAAGUUGAAGUGUCACCUUCUCUCUCUGCAAGUUUUGUUGUAGAGGUUGGACUCGUGUAAUGUAUGUGGUCAAAACUGGGUCUGACCGGUUUUUCUGAAAUGGGUGUCUGUGACUCUGAUAGCUAUUGCAGAGGCAAGUUUGUGAUCUGAGUCUCUUGAACGAAAACAAUUUUGAUUCGAAUCUUCAAAACAGAGCUCCAAAUCAACAGCAAGAUGAUGCGAAAGAAGACUAAACCGACGGGGCCGUCACCGUUGAAUGGUGGUUCAGGCAACCUUGGCGGCGGAAGAGGCGGCCCCGAGGGUGAAUGGGAAGUCCGGCCAGGAGGAAUGCUGGUUCAGAAGCGAAAUCCAGAUUCAGAUCAAAACAUUAUUCCACCACCCACCAUUCGGGUUCGGGUCAAACAUGGGUCAAUAUACCACCAAAUCAAUAUCAGCUCUCAAGCCACAUUUGGGGAGUUGAAGAAGAUGUUGUCCGGGCCAACGGGUUUGCACCACCAAGACCAGAAGCUGCUCUACAAGGACAAGGAGAGGGACUCCAAGGCGUUCCUGGAUGUCACCGGUGUGAAGGACCGGUCAAAGAUUGUGCUAGUUGAGGACCCAAUUAGCCAAGAAAAGCGGUUGCUCGAGAUGAGAAAGAGUGUGAAGAUGGAGAAGGCAUCAAAGUCAAUUUCGGAGAUCAGCUUCGAGGUUGAUAGGCUCGCUGGGCAGGUUUCAGCUCUUGAAUCGGUGAUUUCCAAAGGUGGGAAAGUUGCAGAGAAGACUGUGUUGAAUCUGAUUGAGAUGUUGAUGAAUCAACUGCUUAAAUUGGAUGGAAUUAUCGCCGACGGAGAUGUGAAACUGCAGAGGAAAAUGCAGGUGAAAAGAGUGCAGAAAUAUGUUGAAACACUAGAUAUGUUGAAAAUAAAGAACUCAAUGCCGAGCAGCAAUGGAAAUCAAGCACAACAGCCAUCACCAUUUCAAGAGCAUAAGCAACAGAGGUACUCAAAUGGACAGAUUCACUCACCGACUCAGCAGCAGCACGCGAGGCAUUCGGUUGGGGAUUCGCCAAUACAGACACCGCAGCAGCAGCUGCAGCCCUCGAGGCAUUCCACCUCAGGGUCUUCCACUUCAGGGUCUGUUGUCAUAACCACAAAUUGGGAAACUUUUGAUUCUGUACCUGCAGCUGCCACGGCCAAAUCGGCUACUGUCAACUCGGUACAUCCCAAUUUCAAUUGGGAUUUGCUUUAAUAAGUAGGUAAAACCCAAAUUACAUGUUCUGGUGUGCGGAUGUGUGUGUUGGAUUUGUCCACAAAGUUGGUUUGCUAUUUCUCUUCUCCAUUCUUUUCCUUAUUUUCGAUUUUGUUAGCAACCCCUUCUAUAUGUGAUUCAGUUCAGAAAUAAACGGGGUACUGUAAUAUCAAUCAACAUUACUUUGUUCUUUUCUUUUUAUCUCCGUUUCAAUCCUUAAAUUCAUGGCAUUGUAUGUCUCUUGUAUUGACAGUGAUGUUGAUAUCUAUAAAUAGAUCUGUUAAUAGCAAA
This is a messenger RNA of Cornus florida, 2054 nucleotides long. RefSeq names its product BAG family molecular chaperone regulator 3. Gene Ontology annotation, biological process: protein stabilization. The transcript has 4 exons. Gene Ontology annotation, cellular component: cytoplasm. The coding region runs from base 750 to 1763 and encodes 337 amino acids. The record is from RefSeq and is a predicted model, not a curated record. Gene Ontology annotation, molecular function: adenyl-nucleotide exchange factor activity; protein-folding chaperone binding. Lineage: Eukaryota; Viridiplantae; Streptophyta; Magnoliopsida; Cornales; Cornaceae.